CAACAAGGCUCCGAAUCAUGGACGUAUGAUGGACGAACAACGUCCUCGAUUAUGUUAUUUGCAGGAUACUUAAACUGCCAACCCCUGGAAAACCUCUACUCUUACAGGAAGGAAGCAAAUGCCAUCUAAGUAGAGGCUUUAUAGUGUACGGAUGUAUACAAAAGACGACGUUUCUAGAUUUCAAGAUGGAGAUCAGUCUCCAGUCGCGAAUGGCGGGUGUGAUGUGUAUUACGCUGGUCAUUCCUCCAUGUACCGUGGUAGGCUGGUGGCGUUGUCCAAGCGGACCGUCAAUGCCUUGUGCGCUGGGAUUGCUGCGAGCCAAUUGCGUUCGAUAAUUUUCCAUAUUACACAAGGCGUACUCCGAAAGUCCAAGCUCCGCGAUGCGAUCCUCAUCAUGCCACCUACUCCAGGCGCUCUGAAGAGGUUGUGGUGGAAAUGGAAAAGUCUCAGAUUACCGUGGAGGAAAAAAUGGCUCGUUGGAUUUGAUCUGGCUGGCAAUACCUUCUGGGAGUUUAAGGAUGCGCUUCACGCAGGCAGAGUGCGGCGCAUUGUGUCAUACGGCACCAAGGUACACUUCUCAGAAGUAAAGCUUACCCCUCAAUGGAUACAAUGGCUACGUCACGCUAGAGUCGAACCACCAUCUAUCAACGAGCAGCAGCUCGAUGAGAUACGACAGGCACAAAUGAAAGAGCUCGCUGCACGAGCGGACGCGCGAUGGGCUGCCAAAGAAUCGGCUCUCGAUAUGCCAACUCCGAGACGGCAACUACCAUCCGCAACCCAGACCUCAGAAAGUACACCGCAGGACAUGAACCGUCAGGCACAGGUACCAAAUAAGGCAUUUGAGGCAGCAGAAAAGCCGAAAGAGGAGAUUCCAUCAUUAUUGCAGGAUAGGGCGGCGCAAGAUGUGCCAAAAGGGACGCCGUCGACCACGUCUCCGCAGCCGCCGAAAAAGGUCAAAGAGUUCACUGCGUACAAGCUGGCAAAGGACGUCGAGCAACAACCGGAGCCGUGGACUCCAAAGGCCAUGAAGAGGAGAUAAUGUGACUUGUAAGAAUAGAUGUACUUAACAAAGUUACGAACAAUGAUUGAAACGGAGGACGCGAUUCCUGUCCCUAAUCCGUGUAUGCGGUUCCUCAGGGACUGAUUCAACCAAGCUAUCGCUGCAUCUCGUCGUUCUGUCCCUACGGGUCGAUCUGACCAUGCAUUCCCAGGUGUCCAACAUGAGAGCGCGUUCAGUGUCUUGCUCCUAGUUGAGUUUGUAGAUGCCCGGUCACUUGGGCCUUUCAGCUUCUACGCGCAAAAAUAGUCAAAUGUCUUAAUCUAGUCACGAUGCAUCAUGAAU
Verruconis gallopava is the source of this 1342-nucleotide messenger RNA. RefSeq lists its product as uncharacterized. Gene Ontology annotation, cellular component: membrane. Gene Ontology annotation, biological process: mitochondrial respiratory chain complex I assembly. The coding region runs from base 152 to 1039 and encodes 295 amino acids. The transcript is spliced from 3 exons. Lineage: Eukaryota; Fungi; Ascomycota; Dothideomycetes; Venturiales; Sympoventuriaceae. The record is from RefSeq and is a predicted model, not a curated record.